AAUGAAAGAUAAGUACAAUUUGAUGAUCAGAAGGAAAAUAAAAAAAUAAUCACCCAAAAAAUUUCAAAAUAUAGAUGAUUAGUUAAGUUCACCAUUAAUAACGAAUGAGAUUCUGUUAUAGAAAUAUCCUAUAUAUUGCCCAAGUGAAAUCUCAAGUCCUGACUCUGCACGAGAAGAACCUGGUAGUAUGUUGGAAUUCUUGCUUCAUUUAGAGAAUUCUAACUACUGUCCAUUCAUCUGAA
Molecule: messenger RNA, 242 nt
Organism: Paramecium pentaurelia
Lineage: Eukaryota; Ciliophora; Oligohymenophorea; Peniculida; Parameciidae
Source: the annotation of a GenBank genome assembly